AUGGCGGAAUCCGCACCGCUCAUCGAGGACGAGUUUGCACAACGAGAUGACAUGGGCCUGCAGCAGCUGACUGAGAAGACGGAGACAGAAGAUCAGUCCUUCGCAAAAUAUUUGAAGAUGUUGAUGGUGGCUGUUCCCUUGAUCGGCUUGGCCUUCGCUGUGGGUACUUACUUCGCAUCUGUCUACUUGUUGGGUGGCAAGACCAUCCUAGAGACGAAGUUUAGCUUCAUCAAGGAGUAUCAGCUGAGCUACAUCUUCCUGGCUGUGUGGCUAGUGGGCUACACCCGCUCGGCCCUGGGCUUGGUUGCGAACGCCGCGCGGGCGGGUGCACGCCUGGACCGACCAGAUCAGCAUGUCUACAAGAUCAUGGCCUGCUCGGGGCCGAUGAAGGACGCUCCCUACGUCCUGAUGGCCAACACCGGUGCCGUGGGGCGUUUCAACCGCGCGCAGCGCGCCGUCUUCAACACAGACGAGUCGAUGCCAUUGUUUUUGAUGAACACCGUCCUGGCCAGUGGCGUCUUUGGCCCCGUGAUCUUGGUGCCACUGCUUCUGUACUGCUAUGGUCGUUUGACCUUCGCGGUGAAGUACAAGAACUCGCUGAAAGAGCGUGGCGCGGGCUUUUUGCCUUCAAUGAUCGGGGAGAAAUGGAUCGAAGGACUCACUCUGUUCUCUGCCAUCAAGGGCCUCUUCUUCUGA
Messenger RNA from Cladocopium goreaui, 696 nucleotides. Lineage: Eukaryota; Dinophyceae; Suessiales; Symbiodiniaceae. The record is from the annotation of a GenBank genome assembly.